AUGUCGAACCAAGACUAUAAAUAUUUCCGGGUCACUAUUCCAGAACCAUGGAUCGCCCAUGUUGAAAUCAAUCGCCCGGGCCAAGUGAACGCCUUUUUGGAAGAUGGAUGGCGCGAGAUGCGAACCGUCUUCGACCAUCUCUCCACAGACCCAUCUGUUCGUGCGAUUGUUUUCUCCGGAUCAGGCGAGAAGGGGUUCUCAGUUGGCAUUGAUCUGAAAUGGGUUUCCGGCCAAGAUUCACCGUUUAUGGUUGGGCCGGGCGAGGGCGUCGACCCAGGGAGACGUGCAGUCACUCAGCUUCGGAGAUUUGGGGUUGAGUUCCAGGAGUGUAUCUCGAGUAUUGAGAAGUGUGAGAAGCCGGUUAUCUGUGCGAUGCAUGGCUAUGCAUUAGGAAUGGCCAUGGACGUCUGUUCGGCGACGGACAUGCGGAUCUGUUCGAAAGACACGGUCUUCUGUGUCAAGGAGGUUGAUAUCGGCAUUGCCUCUGACAUUGGGAUUCUGGCACGACUACCCAAGGUCGUCGGGUCAUACACCUGGGUCAAGGAUGUGGCGAUGUCCGGCCGAAACUUCGAUGCAGAUGAGGCGCUUCGAGUUGGGUUUGUGAGUCGCGUUCUCCCAACGAAGAAGGAUGUCAUGCAGGAAGCAUUUAGAGUUGCGAGGAAUCUCAGUGAGAAAAGCCCAGUUGCGGUUCAGACGAUCAAGCACUUCCUUGAUUACAGUCGAGACCGCACUGUCCCAGAAGGACUUCAAUACCAGCUAGCUUACAACGUCGCGGCGGUUCAAACCAGGGAUGUUCCAGUUGCUAUUUCGUCCAUGGUAUCGAAGAAAAAGCCCGUUUUUGGAAAGCUCUAG
Messenger RNA from Aspergillus nomiae NRRL 13137, 852 nucleotides. RefSeq names its product enoyl-CoA hydratase/isomerase family protein. Gene Ontology annotation, cellular component: mitochondrion. Gene Ontology annotation, molecular function: delta(3,5)-delta(2,4)-dienoyl-CoA isomerase activity. The coding region runs from base 1 to 852 and encodes 283 amino acids. Lineage: Eukaryota; Fungi; Ascomycota; Eurotiomycetes; Eurotiales; Aspergillaceae. The transcript has 4 exons. The record is from RefSeq and is a predicted model, not a curated record.